AUGGUAGAUGCUUCAGCAGGAGAAUCGAUAAUGGCUAUAAACGUGGACGAUGCUUAUGAGCUGUAUGAGAGGAUAGCAGAAAAUCAAUCGAUGUGGCCGAGCGACAGGGAAGUCCCGAGGAAAACAAUUGGCAUAUAUAAGGUGGAUGUAGUGACAGCGUUGACAACACAGAUGAAGGCAAUAACUAGAAAGCUUGACUCUUUGACUCAUUCUGUGAAUAUGGUACAAACUCCAGCUCCGAAGGGCGGAGUUUGUGGGGGCAGAUCACAUUACUGCAAGUGGCCCUUUGGCUUCUACUCACAUAGGUCAGCCAGUAGAGAUCAAAUAGUAGCUGCAUUAGCCUAUAGAGCUCAAGGUACACUGCCGAGGGAUACAGAAAAGAAUCCAAAGGAACAAGUAUUAGCAGUUGAAGCUAUGAAUUAUGUAACUAUUAAGACACCAUCGAUCAAGCCUGUUACACUUGUUCGAGCUUAUGUGUCGCCUAUCCCAUUCCCUCAAAGGCUUCAAAGACAACCUAAAAAUGAACAAGUCCAGGCUAUCACAACGAGAAGCGGAGUUCAGCUGCUAGAAAUCACAGUGAAGAAGAAAGAGAUUGAGGAGAAUCGAGUACCUAUCUCGGGGGAAGAACAAGUGGGUCAGUUUGAAAAAUCAUCAAAUGUCAAUCAAGAAAAACAGUCAGACAAUCCACAGGUUAAGGCGAUCGCUCUUAGCAAUAAAAACACACCUUUAAUUCCACUCUCUCAAAGGUUACAAAACAAUAAAAUGGACAAACAAUUUAAGAAUUUCUGGAACACCCUCAGACAACUUCACAUCAACAUUCCUUUUAUUGACGUUAUUCUACAAAUUCCAAAUUAUGCUAAAUUCUUGAAGGAGAUGUUGACUGAAAAGAGAAAGCUACCAGAACAUGAAACAAUAACACUAACUGAAGAGUGCAGCGCGAUCAUCCAAAAAUUGAGAUUAGGAGAUCCUAAGGCGGCAUCUAUUAUCCUUCAGCUGGCGGACCAAUCACUAAAAGGCCCUUACGGAAUAGUUGAAGAUAUGCUUAUCAAGGUGGGAAAACUUAUUUUUCCAGUUGACUUCAUCACCCUCGAUAUUGAAGAGGCAUCUCAGAUGUCAAUAAUUCUAGGAAGGCCAUUCUUGUCUACAAGUCGAGCCUUGCUAGAUUUUGAUGUUAAUGAGAUUGUCUUGAGGGUGGAGGAUAAACAAUAG
Olea europaea var. sylvestris is the source of this 1209-nucleotide messenger RNA. RefSeq lists its product as uncharacterized. The coding region runs from base 1 to 1209 and encodes 402 amino acids. The record is from RefSeq and is a predicted model, not a curated record. The transcript is spliced from 4 exons. Lineage: Eukaryota; Viridiplantae; Streptophyta; Magnoliopsida; Lamiales; Oleaceae.